Messenger RNA from Mya arenaria, 3374 nucleotides. RefSeq lists its product as uncharacterized. The transcript has 14 exons. Lineage: Eukaryota; Metazoa; Mollusca; Bivalvia; Myida; Myidae. The record is from RefSeq and is a predicted model, not a curated record. The coding region runs from base 164 to 2467 and encodes 767 amino acids.
AUGUCACUUAAGAGAGUACAAGUCAACACCUACACAGAUAAUAGCCAAUCAUAUUAUACCAUAUUGGGCAUGGAGUUAACAAGUGAAACGUUUCAGUUGUAUGACUUAAUUUUUUUAGUUUAAUAUUUGGAUUCUGUGAUAGAUUCAUACAAGUGUGAUAACCAUGCAUACAGUACCAGUGGUCGUGUUUUCAUUGUUGCUCUCUUUGGCUGCUGGCAAAGAGACGUUUAAUCUCACACAGGGGCCGCUACCUGACGAAAUAAAAAACUUUCCUGACACAGCAAACCGCUUUAUGGCAUAUCUGGACCCAGCCAGUAAAACAACAAAGACUCACUGUUAUUGGUGCGCCCCAGGGGUGUUGUCCGACUCCUCCCAGAACAAGAAGCAGAGCUCGCAAUGUAAUGACCACAUUAAGGGGCGAGUCUUGAUUGAAAUGCUCACACCGAAAGAGCGCAACCAAAUGAAGAUUCCUGUUUGCCAUGUUGGAGAAGUUCCAAAUUGUGGACCGCCGCCACAAGACCGGAAGAAGGAAUCAUUUCAUUGGUACAUUGACCGAGGUUGGAGUAACGCAGAUUAUUCCGUGUACUUCUCAUCUGCCCUGGUUUGCAACUACACGCAGGAGAUUGUAGCAGAGUACUACUGUAAUAUCACACUGCAAUGGCAGUUGUUGCACUAUAAUCCAACUAAGAAAUGUGAACAAGAGCCCACAAUCAUUCCUGUAGAGGAAAAAGACAACUAUGUUGCCCACAUCAUUGGAGGAGUUGUUGGAGUUGUUUUGCUGGUAGCUGUGAUUCUGAUUGUUGCCUGCCGGUUUUUCAGGAAAAGGAAGAUGAAGUCAAAUUCAGAUGAUGUUGAAUUAAAAGUGAUAAUGACACAACCCACUUCUCCAGCCAAUCCGAGCGUCUCCAAGGGAAGCUAUAUUAGUCGCACAUCGUCAAAGUCGAAAAGUUCAAUUGAAGAGGAUUCAGAAAUUCAGGAGGAAGAAGAGCCAUUUCUAUAUAAAAAUGAGAAAAGUUCUAACGACACAUUAAUCAACGAAAUAAAUAAAGAAGAACAGCCUGUAGCCCUUAAACCAUCUAAACCUCCAGUGUUAAAAUCAAGCGCUGUGUUUGGCUACCGAUUGAACAACAUAGACAAGAAAGACAAAGAAGUAAAUUUUAAGUUUCAGUCUCUAGCCAAGCCUGUACCACCUGGUGGUGAUAUAUAUGUGAUAGUGAAAGGAGCCACUGGGUAUGUGAUCCGAAGGGAAGAUUCUGGCAAAACAUGGAAUGGCCCACUUAUUGAAACGGCCAGUCGAGCAUGUGUAAUGACAUCACUGGGUCCUGACGACUCUUGCAGAUACAUUUAUACCUUAACAUUUGCAGACGGAAAAAAGAUUGAAGGCAAUUUUUCAGUUACAGUUUCAGACAGACAAGACACAUAUGGGCAAGAGAUAGGUCAAAGUUCAGCUUCAGUACAUAUGACCCGCGCUGAGGUGCAUCCAAGCGGAAUAACUAGGGAUUAUCAACCCUUCACUUCUAGCAUUCUUGACAGUAAUCAUGAUUCUGCAUUGGCAAGCCGUUCGGAAAUAAGUCAAAGUGGAAAUCCUUCUUAUGCAAAAGUAGGAGUUAGUUCUAAUGCAGGAAGUAGUAAUAUGAAUGCUAUGUCUAAUGAGAGGGUAAACAGUCGCCAGUUGUCAAACAAAAGUUCUAGUGGAUAUUGUUCUGAGCUUGUCGAUCUUAAAUCUGGUGAUACUCUAUCUGUGUCAUCAUUAAUUUCAAAUGAGGAAUGUAAUGUAACACAGCCUGAGACUUUCAGUGACAGCAAUUGCAAUGAUAAAAAUGAUUUGGGUAUUACUGAGAACAAUAUUCCUGAUGUCCCUCUUCGGGAAGAUGGAGAUGGAGCUGUUUCCUCAACCGAAUGCUACGCUGAAAAUGAAAAUGAUGAGGAACAUAACACAGAUCCAAAGCUGCUUAUUAGUAAAGAUUCUGAUAAGAAAAAGAUGGGCGGCUGUUCACAAACUCCAUCACCAGCCACGAGUGAAUCAUCUAGGUCAUGCACAUGGUCACCGGCCAAUCGUAAACCAAAAAUAGAAAGAGACCAUAUCAAUGAAGGAGCACAAGCAACAGCACCAAAUGAACAGCAGAAGCAAGAAGUGUCCUGUGGUAUAAAGAACCAGUCUAAAUCAAUUGAGCGUGAACAUAGCAGAACAUCCUCCAAUAAUGUAACUGAGACUGGAAAUAAUGUGAUACGAAAAGAUACAGACUUAAGUACAGAACUUAAGAAUUUGAGGCAAUCUUAUGCUGUCAAUGGUAUGGACAAUCAAAAUGGUGGGGACAGCCUCAGUCAUACUCAGCAUGUAUGCAUUGAUGUAUCAACCAAAGACAGUUCCAAAGAUGAUAUGAUUGUCAUUACUGAAAAAUAUGAUUCUCUAGAUACUGACAGUUUAAAUAGUGAGUCUAAUUCAUACACUGUCAAUGAAAGUUGAUUAGUACUGCCCCCCUUCUAAGAAGCGGGGGUAUAUUGCUUUGUAUAUGUCGGUCCAUUGGUCAGUCGGUUGGAAGAUCAAACCUUGUCCAAUUAAUAACUAGAGCAUGCAUGGGCCUUAGGUCUUGAAAUUUGGUAGAGAGGUUGGUCAUGACCAGCAUAUGACCCCUAUUGAUUUUGAGGUUAGUGAAAGAUCACAGUUGUGAUAACCUUGAACAAAAAAACCUUUUCCGCUUGCUAACUAGAGUAUGCUUGGACCUACUGUUCUCAAAUAUGUUAAGGUCUUGGGUCAUGAGCUGUAGAUGGUCCUUAUUGAUAUGAAGGUCAGCAGGUUAAAGGUCAAGGUCACAGUCACCUUGCACAAAAACCUUGUUUAAUCAAUAUGAACUGAACAAUUGGUGGAGAGGUUGGUCAUGACCUGUAUAUCCAUAUCGAGACUCCUAUUGAUUUUUAGCUCACCUGAGCACGAAGUGCUCAAGGUGAGCUAUUGUGAUCGCCCUUUGUACGUCGUCCGUCGUUGUCGUCCGUUGUCAACAAUUUGACUGUUAACACUCUAGAGGUCACAAUUUGGGCACUAUCUUAAUGAAACUUGGUCAGAAUGUUUCCCUCAAUAAAAUCUUGGAUGAGUUCGAUAUUGGGUCAACUUUGCCAGAAUGUUAAUAUUAAUACUCUCUAGGUCAAGUUCGAUUCUGGGUCCUAGCGGUCAAAAACUAGGUUACCAGGUCAAAUUGAAGGAAAAUCUUGUUAACACUAGAGGUCUCAUUUAUGACUGUAUCUUCAUGAAAGUUGGUCAGAAUGUUUAUAUUAAUAAUCUUUAAGUCAAGUUUAAAUUUGGGUCAUGUGCGGUCAAAAACUAGGUCACCAGGUCAAAUCAUAGGAAAAGCUUGUUAGCACUCUAGAGGUCACAU